AUGCCCAAGAAACACCACAAGAAUACGUUUUCAAAACCCGUCAGCACCCCCCACCAUACCUUAGCCACUUCGAGCCCCCGCAGCAGCCAGAAUGAUCGAUUCCGUUCGCCAGCCUCGCCGAGCGGGGAACCCGAACAACCUUCAGUCAACGACCUGAUCAGCCACCUGCGCCGGACACAGGUAUCGCCAUCGUUAUCUGGUAACAGCCGCAGUGUACCCCGACACAUCGUACCUCGGUCUGUCCACCCAUCUUUGCGGAAUUUGCUCGAGCUCCCCGAAACUCCACCACCCCGUCCCCGUCCAGAUGCUCGCCGCACUACUGUCAUCGGCGGACGGCGACCGAGACGGACAGCUGGCCCGCCUCCACCUGAGAGCUGGCUUUCGGGUGAUACCAGCGCAGAAGAUGCUGAGAAAACUGAAUUGGACUCCGAUGAAACGGCGAAGGUCAUCCACCGCCUUGAGCGCCUACCGGGCAGGGAGUUUCCUGUGACGGGGAGCUUCGUGCAUACGUUGAUGAAGUCAAUGGCCAUACAUUGGGCAUGGCAUGUCGCAUACGAUGGGCAAUUCCUUGGCUUAUUGCCCACACAUAUUAAAUUAUUAUUGUUGAGCUAUGUUGGAUACUAUUCCGGGGAACAGCCUCUGGCGGGGUUGAUGCGCGGUCUCAAGCCCCUGUUCGACAACUCGGCUGCGUUUGACAACGAGGGCCAGGAUCGGAUGGCUGACGGCGAUUCAGAUGUUACGCAUCUUGAUCUCAGCGGCGCAGUAGGCCGAUGGAUUUCCUUGAAGCAGCUCUCUAUGGAACUAUUUCUUCCCAAGAAGGCGCCUUCUCAGAAAGACACCGCGGAAUCCGUCCCUUUGUCUUGGGAGGAUGAAUACGAGGAUGGGGCUGACGCCGGUCCCGGCAAUGCUAUCCCCAAGACAUUGCAGCACCUGCGUUUUGAGAACCUACAGUAUUUAUCUUUGGCACAUCCCCACCCAUCGUCAGUAAACUGGAACUCGCUUAUCAGCCUGCUCUCUCGUCUGUCAACGAUCACACACCUCUCUCUAGCACACUGGCCAGUCCCAACGGUUACACCGAAUGCUAUCAAUGCCAGCGUCAGACACCCAGCGCAUAGAUCUCUUACCUUCGCCUACGGUGGCACCGACUCGUACUCCGCAAUGGAGAACAACUGGGCCGAAUCCGCCGGUAUCCUCCGCAAACUUUCACGAGUGACCUAUUGCCUUAAGUGGUUAGACUUGGAAGGCUGCGGCGACUGGAUUCCAGCCCUCAAUUGGGAAGGUGCCGGGCCCCAGGGCGAGACAUAUUCAGCAGGCCCCGAGUGGAAUGGGUCAUGGAGAGACAUCGAAUGGAUUCGUCUUGGGCCGGGAUGGCUUCCCCAUGUCGAUGACACUGGGAAUGUCACAGAUAGCGUGGUGGGUCUUGCAUCGGAAACGAAUGCUCCCAACCCUCGAUCCCUAGCCUCUUCUGCCUAUGCCCCAACGGCAGUCGCAUCAACCGAAUCAUGGGACGUCGAUGAAGAACGUCAAAAAUACCGGAUGGCAAAGGAGCUAGAGCGGUUCCGAGAGCAAAUGCGUGCCGCGAAGGAAGUCCAGCGGCGGGUAUUGCGGACUAGGAAAAACGGGCGUGGGAAAUGGGUCCAUUUCUCCUUCGGCCUGGAGGAGUUGGCAGAUGAUGUUCGAGAGAAACUACUUGGGCCGGAGUUGAGAGAUACAUUCCUCUAG
Aspergillus puulaauensis is the source of this 1722-nucleotide messenger RNA. RefSeq lists its product as uncharacterized. The transcript has a single exon. The record is from RefSeq and is a predicted model, not a curated record. Bases 1 to 1722 code for a protein of 573 amino acids. Lineage: Eukaryota; Fungi; Ascomycota; Eurotiomycetes; Eurotiales; Aspergillaceae.